This is a messenger RNA of Helobdella robusta, 216 nucleotides long. RefSeq lists its product as hypothetical. Lineage: Eukaryota; Metazoa; Annelida; Clitellata; Rhynchobdellida; Glossiphoniidae. Gene Ontology annotation, molecular function: mRNA binding. The record is from RefSeq and is a predicted model, not a curated record. The annotation marks the transcript as partial. The transcript is spliced from 3 exons. Gene Ontology annotation, cellular component: cytoplasm; nucleus. Gene Ontology annotation, biological process: nervous system development; regulation of alternative mRNA splicing, via spliceosome.
AGAAGAUUACAUGUCUCCAACAUUCCAUUCAGAUACAACGAGACUGAUCUCAUCAAUUUGUUGCAACAAUUUGGUCCCAUAUUGGAAGCAGAGAUCAUCUCAAAUGACAGAGGCUCCAAGGGAUUUGGAUUUGCAACGUUUGCCAAUGCGAAAGAUGCUGAGAUGGCCAGGUUGAAGUUGAAUGGAGUCUUUGUUGAAGGCAGAAGGAUUGAGGUU